AUGCAGGUGAUGGAUACAAUAAAGUCUACAGAAGGCAAACAUUUGGAGGUUCUAAUUGGUCUUGCUUCGCAAAUAUGUAAUGUCCAAGGUAUUCAAUUAGAUAUUCAUGAUAGAGAAGCAAUUGUUGACAAGAUGGUGGGUGCACUCAAAGGAAAUAUGAUACCAAAUCCAGAAUACCCAAGGAUGAGAAGGGUCACCAUUGAGAUGGCAAUCUCUAUCACCAAAUUGUGUUCUAGCUAUGCAACCAUCUUGAGAGAAAAAGGGAUGAUCGACUUGAUGUCCAAGAUAGAGAGAUUACCCCCGUCCAAAGUGGAAAAGUACAGGAUCUUCUUUGGAAAUGUAGGGGUGGUUUCCGAGAGUGGCGUUCCUCUGCCCGACCUUGUGGCGAACGCAAAACACCUAAUUGACCCAGCCCCGGGACCUCAACCAGGUGGCCAUGCAUGA
Molecule: messenger RNA, 444 nt
Organism: Miscanthus lutarioriparius
Lineage: Eukaryota; Viridiplantae; Streptophyta; Magnoliopsida; Poales; Poaceae
Source: the annotation of a GenBank genome assembly